Enterospora canceri is the source of this 2064-nucleotide messenger RNA. Lineage: Eukaryota; Fungi; Microsporidia; Enterocytozoonidae. The record is from the annotation of a GenBank genome assembly.
AUGCAAACAGUAAAGAAGAAUAAAACAACAGAUCCAAAGGAAGUGGUUGAAAGCUACCUCGUUGAACUGUUUACGACUGGAUCCGUGGAUUUGAAUGAGUUCCAGGCCAUCUACAACACACUCUACUUCUAUUGCACCACUGAUGACAACCCAGAUGUAACAAUCAAGGGCGAGGAAAUCUACACCACAAUCUGCAGUCUUCUUGACACAUUCACCAAAGAAAUCCGCUGUAAAGACACGAAGUUCAACUUUACCAACUUCUACAAGUUGGAAAGAAUAGCACAUUUCAUAUAUGCUGCAUUUAGGAUGAUCAAUAGAUUCUACGUCAAAUACACACGUAACGACGAUGUCGUCCAGGUCUUCUACGUCAGAGUCUACGAGAAUCAUCUAAAAUACCAUUUUGAGACGUAUCUCAAUCAAAUAAUGACUGAGAUCGUAACACUCAGAUCACCAAAUUCAGAAUACGCCUACAAACAGGAUCUCAUGCACAUGGCAAAAACCAUCUUCAAAAUUCUUGAAAAGAAUGACGCAAUGAAAGAAGUUAAGGUGAUGACUGAGAGUUACGUAAGGAGCCUUGAUUCUGAUGAAUUCAAAAUGCUCUUCUUUGCUCCACCAUACGCAUCCACUUUCACCCACGGUGGCCUGAUCAAGGAGUCUGUCUUCAUGAAACAGUCUAAAUCAGACCAAAUUGCCCUGGCUGAGCACUUAAUCACCAUCUUCUAUGAUGAACUGAUAUUUGCACACAUUCUAUUUGAUUCAUACGUCUGCAAAUUGAUAUCUGAUAAGUCCAUUUGCUUUGAAUCAGUCUUCAGGCACUAUAUGAUUGCAAUUUAUAACUCCAAUGAAACCAGACCAGAAAUCAAGAAGCUGAAUGUGAUCAUUUCGUACUACGAAUCAUCACACAAGAAGACAUUUGAAAAGACAUUCCAGUCAUUUUUGACUGAUGCAUUUUUAAACAACAAUUUCACAAAAUACAACUUCGUGGAUGAAGAAAACAGAACAAUCAGUCGAAUGUGUAGGAGACUAAGAAGCGAUCCUGACAAAAUGAGUGUUCUUGACACAUUUCAUACAUUUCUGGUGAUACGUGACAAAUUGCAAAGUAACAAACUGAAGCAUCAUACAGCAAUGCUGAAAGUAGCAGUAGAAGAGCAGUUCAGCAAGAAUUCUAGUUCACUCUGUGAUGUAGAGAUGCCAUUCUACAUUUUGUUGGAGCUGCUUGACAGAAUCAAAAACCCACAAUACGUGGUUGACUUCGUCAGUUUGACAUUGGACCAGUUUGACCUGACUGAGUCAUUUGUGAUCAAAUUCAUGAUCAGUUUGAUAAGAAAGAAGGAUGACAACUACGAGAAGGAAGAGAGAUUCAUAAGACUGAUCAAUGGUGAGAAGAAGUCGAUGUUCAUCAGAAUAUUUGAAUCAUUCAAAACAAACAGAAUUGACAAGUUCAAAGUCAUCAAAAUCGUAGACUUCUUCAUCAAAUUAGACAACAAAAUACCAGUCAAAUUGGACCAGGAUAUCAGUAACCAGAUUAAUAUUGCAUUGGUAAAACAGAUAGCCCAUAGCAAAGAGAAGUUGACACCAAUAUACAACCUGUCCAAUGCCACUAUCCUGAUCAAUAGAAGAACAAUACGCAUUGAUAUCAUUGGUUUGAAUAUUCUGAAGUGUAUUGAGAAUGCUGGUGAAAUCAGCUACGAUGCCCUACUCUUCAAAACAGCAAUGAAUUCUGAUUCAUUUGAUCAAUACAUCAAUAUGCUGAUUGAUAACCAAAUCAUCACCAAUAACUCAUCCAUGAUAUCAAUCAGCCAAAAUGAUACGGAUGCAUCACAUAUUGAUUUAUUCAAACCAGUUGAAUUCAAGGAAGUCAAACAAACAACCAGUUUAUUGGAAAGCAGCAAACACCCUGUAGAUCAGGCCAAAGUAAUGCGAUUCAUCAAAAUAAGAAAGUCGGCAACAAAGAAGCAAAUAGAGGCAGCCCUACCUGAUAUUGAUGAUAUCAGUAGUAUAUUGGAUGAAUUCACCAAGAAGGAAUUCAUAGAAUACGAUGGCAAGAAAUACAAUUUCAUUUGA